This is a messenger RNA of Oncorhynchus tshawytscha (Chinook salmon), 1707 nucleotides long. RefSeq names its product BTB/POZ domain-containing protein KCTD4-like. The record is from RefSeq and is a predicted model, not a curated record. Bases 181 to 951 code for a protein of 256 amino acids. Gene Ontology annotation, molecular function: protein binding. Gene Ontology annotation, biological process: protein homooligomerization. The transcript has a single exon. Lineage: Eukaryota; Metazoa; Chordata; Actinopteri; Salmoniformes; Salmonidae.
AGAGACAAAUAGAGGCAGACUCAUUCUGUUACCAGUGCGCUCUGCACUCCUCUCUAUGCCAGUACCUCUCCGUGACGCUCCCAUACGCUAACACACACACUUUGUUACUGCACGCUACACACUUAUCCUGAGGACACACACACAGACAAAAAGACUGUGCGGUUGUUGAGCGGGAGCGGCAUGGAAUGGAACCUCAGAAGGAUGGACAGUGAACUGAGACAGAUCAACCCAGACCUGCUGCAGCCCAGCAAGAGCAUCAAGAAGCCCUCCUCAGGCACCAUCACUCUCAACGUGGGGGGCUUUCUCUAUGCUGCACACCGCACCACCCUCAGCCGCCACCAGGGGUCAGUGUUGGAGGAGCUGGCCAGCGGCAGGAAGCCCAUCCAGCACACUGACUCCAUGGGCAACCCCUUCAUCGACCGUGACGGCCCCGUGUUCAGACACAUCCUCAACUUCCUGCGGACCGGAGACCUGCAGCUGCCCGACGACUUCCGAGAGGUGGGCCUUCUGAGAGGAGAAGCAGAGUUCUACCGCCUCAGCGGAUUGGUGGAGGCCAUUUCAGAGUGGGAGGGGAUGCGGGCAGCGCAACGGGAGCCCGCCUUCCUGGAGGUGACUGACGAGAGGUCGCAGGGCUUCAAGGUGUACUGCAGCGACCCCUCCUUCAUCGACAAGAUCAAAGGGCGCCUGGUUCAGAUCUCAAAGAGCCGGCUGGACGGCUUCCCGGAGGAGUUUGAGGUGUCGUCCAACGUGAUCCAGUUCCGCCACUUCAUCAAGUCGGACCCUGGCUCCAGGCUGGUGCUGAAACAGGACAGUACCUUCCUGUGUACCCUGGAGUGUCUGAAGCUAGAGACGGUGAUGCUGGCCCUGAAGGCUGGCUUCUCUCUAAUCAGCUCUCUGGACAGCAGCAAGGGAUCUGUGGUGGCCGCAGAGGCUCUGCACUUUGUCAAGUAAGAGAGGGUGGUGAGAGGCAGGGAAGAGGGAAAGCUGGGGGAGCAGGAUCAGGAAGGGAAUGAACAGGGAGGUGGAUAGAGAGGGGACGACUGGGAGAGAGAGGGGCAGGUACAGUAGGUAGUGAGGGAAACGAAGGGAUGAGGGAAGGAGAAAGGUGUCUGAUUCCAGAUUGACCCCAAGCCUCUAGAUUGAAACUGACGCAGGACAGUCAUUUCUCUGCACUUUGUCUGGAGUCCAACCGAAGAGUCGAGAGAGAGCAUCCACCCUCACUGCUGCAGGACAGAACACAACCUCUCAGAGGACCAGUCCCCUACUGAAUUACACAUACAUAGGCUGCUUCCCCUUCAAACCAGCCUUAGAGCACCGUGAGGUAUUACAGUGUGUGUUUUCAGUUGCUGUGUUUUGAGUGGAGUUGUGUGACCAAGCCUUUCUCUGGAUUCUGAGGUGAGAGGUACAGUUGAACACUAUACCUCUGACUGACUGUUGCUGAUCAUUGGACAAAAAAACUAUUGUCUAAUUGCAGCAACUUGCCUGACUAGAUGGAAGGGAGGUCAGUGUGAAUGCCCUGCAGCAGAGAAGCACAGAGAGUUUAGACCCAAAGGUUCAAAUCUAGCAUGAUGCAUGUGCAGUGAAGAUUUUCAAAUCAGACACCAACAUUGUGAUUGUAUGUGCUGUGAGUGAGUAUGUGACAAUGUGUGUUCUUUUGGAAAUGUGAAUGUUUUGUUUCACACAAAAUAAAAGUCAUGAAUAUCGGCA